AUGACAAAAUCAUUACAAAAGAAAGUGUUCGAGUUUGAGACUCAUCUCGAUCCUGCUCCGCAGAGAGCUCUCAGGGAGGUCGACAUCUGUAGUGCGUGCGCUGAGAAGCUCGAGAUGUGGCAAAUACUCUUGCUCUCCGCCGUUUUGCACCCGAAUCACGGACUCAGUUCUCCGAAAUCGAAGUAUUUGGUGUACGAUCACGAGAAUGCGAUAAAGUUGUUGCAUCUACUGAGAUCUAACCAGUCAGUAGCGAUCGUCUUGAGAGACACAGUCGUUCGGCAUGCGCUCAACGAUCAGGCUUUGUUGGACAUCUUUACGAUCCCCACGCGCUCAGGGCUGACAUUAUCACUGGAAAACAAGAAGAUCAUGCGCCUCGGAUUCUCAACACAAGGCCAUACGAGAGUUCUGUCGGGACCCCACCGAGUCUUGCCUCAAGAGAUAAUCAUUCUCAUAGACGGAAUAUGCGACGCUCUGACCAAUAAGAUUUCGUUCUUCUUCGACUGCGAGCUCCAGCAUCAUCUCACGGCUAAUAUUCCGCUAUAUCAGCAAGUGCAAUCAGCUCAGACAAUGCGCGUCAUGCGAGAUAGAAGAGCGAACAUUAUUAUCCACGAAUACUCAUCCGAUUCAACUAUCGGGAGAAUCUCAAAAAUGUGCGUGAAUGGACUUGGCGAGGCGCAUCCGAACGAAAUUGUGAAAGAAUCAUCGGAGAGUGUUUCCUCGGUUAAUAAGAUCCAUCGUCUGAGGCAUCCAUCCAAAAUCGCCCAGCCUUGUACAACGCCAGGUCAUCUCGGCGCUGAUGCAUCCAAUCUGAGAGAUGAUGUGGAGGCUCUUCGAUCACUAGUGACAACUCAGAUCUCUGCUCUGAAUCGGCUGCAUCAACUCAUAGAAAGAUGCGGACUGUGCAUGAGCGCAGCGCCCGGGAACUCCUGCUCCAGUCAUGUAUGCUUCCCAGGUGUCCAAUGCACAGAGACUCCGUCAGGUCCCACUUGCGGCCCAUGUCCAGCAGGUCUCCUUGGAGAUGGUGUCAAGUGCAGACCCUCGACGACAUGCCGGGAUCGCCCCUGUUAUCCGGGUGUGUCGUGCUCAGACUCGGAGAGGGGCUUCUCUUGCGGUCCAUGUCCCCACGGGAUGAGGGGUGACGGCGCGACAUGUCGUUGGGCCAAUCGAUGCAGCGACCUACCUUGCCACCCUGGUGUCAAAUGCACGAACAUCGAUACUUCGCCAGGUUUUCGGUGCGGUCAAUGUCCCGAAGGAACCGUCGGAGACGGAACUGAAUGCGCAGACAUUGACGAGUGUAGUCUGUAUCAACCCUGCUUCCGCGGCGUGGCCUGCGUGAAUCUCAAGCCGGGCUUCAGCUGCGGCUUGUGUCCUCCUGGAUAUUCCGGCAGCCGCAUUGAAAGCAACGGGAACGAACAGGCUCGUUACAUGAAGCAGCAAUGUUUUGAUGAAAACGAAUGUGAUGAUGGAAACAACGGUGGAUGCGUUGAGAAUUCCUUGUGCAUCAAUACUCUGGGCAGUUACCGCUGCGGAGACUGCAUUGAAGGUUUCAUCGGAAACCAGUCUGUUGGGUGUCGACCACGCCCAGGACUGUGUCCAGACGGCACCGAAUGCGACGGCAACGCAGAAUGCUUCAUGCGCCGAGGGAGCACGAGAUUUCAAUGUCGGUGCAAAAUAGGCUUCGCCGGGGACGGGCGGAUGUGUGCACCCGAUAGAGACAUUGAUGGAUGGCCCGACUUCACCUUGCCUUGCUCGGAUAAAAGGUGCAAAGCUGACAAUUGUCCCAACAUACCGAACUCCGGACAGGAAGACGCCGAUGGAGACAAUCUCGGGGACGCUUGUGACCCCGAUGCCGACAACGACGGCGUGGCGAAUUAUCCAGAUAAUUGUCCUUUCGUCCCGAACGCCGACCAGAGAAACACAGAUCUAGCAGGUGUUGACAACUGGGGUGACGCUUGCGACAACUGUCCUCUCGUCUAUAACCCCGACCAAAUUGACACUGAUCGGGACGGUCAAGGCGACGAUUGCGAUCCUGACGCUGACGGCGAUGGUGUCCCGAAUCAUGGUGAUAAUUGUCCUUACGUAAGGAAUUCGGAUCAGAGUGAUCGAGACGGUGACGGAUUGGGAGACGCCUGCGACAUCUGCCCUUUGUCAGUGAAUCCAAAUCAAGAAGACGUGGAUCAAGACCUUGUCGGUGAUGCAUGCGAUAACAAUAUCGAUAGGGAUUUCGACGGAAUCCAAGACGAUGCCGAUAAUUGCCCCGACGAUGCGAACAGUGAUCAGCUCGAUACCGACGAUGAUGGACAGGGUGAUGUUUGUGACUUCGAUAAGGACAAUGAUGGGAUCCGAGACAACAUCGACAAUUGCCCUCUGGUAUUCAAUCCCGACCAGAUAGAUUCUAAUGUGACAGGUGUCGGUGAUGCUUGCAAAGGCGAUUUCGACGGUGACGGGAUCGGUGAUGACGAUGAUGUGUGUCCGGACAAUAGACGGAUCUAUGCGACGGAUUUCAGAGCAUACCAGACCGUUGUUCUCGAUCCCGAAGGAGACAGUCAGAACGAUCCUCAUUGGAUAAUUUACAACAAGGGCGCGGAAAUCGUGCAGACGCUCAACUCGGAUCCGGGCCUUGCCGUCGGCUACCACAAGUUCGGCGGUGUAGAUUUCGAGGGAACAUUCUUCGUCGAUACUGCAACUGACGAUGAUUACGUCGGAUUCAUCUUCAGCUAUCAGGACAAUCAUAACUUCUACACUGUGAUGUGGAAGAAGAAGACCCAAACUUAUUGGCAUAGCAGCCCGUUCAAGGCCACUGCGCAGCCAGGCAUACAGCUGAAACUCGUCCAAUCGGAAACUGGCCCCGGGGAAUAUCUCCGGAAUUCGCUCUGGCACACAGGCAACACGACCAAUCAAGUUCAUCUCUUGUGGAAGGAUCCUCGGAACGUCGGAUGGAAGGAGAAAGUAGCAUAUCGGUGGCUCUUACUUCACCGCCCGAACAUAGGGCUCAUGCGACUCCGGAUUUUCGAGGGACAGAAUAUGGUCGCCGACUCGGGCAACAUACUCGAUGGAACGCUGAAAGGGGGACGUCUUGGUGUGUUCUGCUUCUCCCAGGAAAAUAUCAUAUGGUCGGACCUGGUUUAUAGGUGCAAUGAGGCCAUACCCGAGGCUGCAUAUCGAGAUCUUCAUUACGACCUCCAGCAACGAGUUCAUAUGGAUCACAUAGCCGAUGUGAAGAUUUAA
Messenger RNA from Galendromus occidentalis (western predatory mite), 3228 nucleotides. It is a transcript of the gene Tsp, whose product is annotated as Thrombospondin. The record is from RefSeq and is a predicted model, not a curated record. The transcript has 25 exons. Gene Ontology annotation, biological process: cell adhesion. The coding region runs from base 1 to 3228 and encodes 1075 amino acids. NCBI's taxonomy places the organism in Eukaryota, Metazoa, Arthropoda, Arachnida, Mesostigmata, Phytoseiidae. Gene Ontology annotation, cellular component: extracellular region. Gene Ontology annotation, molecular function: calcium ion binding.